AAUUUUUUUAUAUUAAAAAUUAUUAUAAAUAAAAUUAUUUUAUUAAAUUAUUAAUUAUUAAUCUUAUAUUAAAUUAUUAAAUAAAAAAAAAAUCAAGAUAGCAUGUCAAUCUUAAAAAAGAAACCACUUCUAAAUAGAUUUCUGAAUAAUCGUAAUUCUCAAGAAGAAUCAAAUGUUAUUCCAUCACCUUCUAUUGCUAAUUAUACAAAAAAUUGUGAAGAUAUUUGGAUGAAUGAUAUGGAAAAAAGCAGUAUAAGUUCCGAAUAUAGUUCUGAACCUGUUAUAUGUGAUAUAAAAGAAAGACAAAUAAUAAAUCAACAACCAUGGAAUAUAGAAGAAAUUAUUUUGGCUCUAUCUAAUCUUCCAGCAGGAAAGCAAGCACUUUCUGUUAUUUCUACUCUUCAUGGAGAUAGUUUGAAUAAAGUUUUAGAUGAAUAUUUGAACACUGAUUAUAAAAACAUCACAGAAGAUAUUCACAAAACUACCAUAUCUUUAUUUAUAAAUAAACGCAUACAAAAUAAUUUAUUAGAUAUUGAAAAUGAAGCAGCUAUAAAUACAACUGUUCCAGAACUUUUUUUAAGAUGGCCAAGCACUUGUCUUUUAGUUUCUUGUUAUUUAGGUCAUAUAGAUAUAGUCAAAGCUUUAUUGACUAAAAAUGCAAAAGUUUCAGUUAGAGAUAGUGAUGGCAGGACACCAUUACAUUUGGCUGCAUGUACAGCUUCAUUAACGAUUUUAGAAAAAUUAUUACAAUAUGGAGCAAAUCCAUGUGAAUGGGAUUUUAGUAAAAAGUAUACACCUUUACAUUGUGCUGCAGCUACUGGAGAUCUUGCUUGUGUUAAAUGUUUAAUAAAAUCAGGAGCAGAUGUAAAUGCUGGAAUGUAUGGAAAAACUCCUCUUUAUUAUGCUGUUUUAAGUAAUGCAGUAGAUUGUGUCAAAGCUUUAUUAGAAGCAGGUGCCUCUCCUAAUAAUCCACAGGUUUAUACAGAAACGCCAUUGCAUGUAGCAGCUGGUUUAGGUUCUAUUGUAUGCACAAAAUUAUUAUUAAAUUAUGGAGCAGAUGUAAGAGUUCAAUUUGGUUCUAUGAGGUCCACUCCAUUACAUCUAGCAGCUGAAGAAGGUAGUGUUGAAUGUACAAAGUUGUUAUUAGAUGCUGGUGCAAUAUGUGAAGCAAAAAAUGCAAGAGGACAAACACCAAUGCACUUAGCAGUUUUAUCUCAAUCCAUGGAAACUUUAGAAAUACUUAUAAAUAUUGGUGCUAAUGUCAAUAUUGAAGAUAAUGAUGAUCGUACUCCAUUACAUGCUGCAGUUGCAAAAACUACUAGAGGAAUAGAUUUAGUGAAAAUAUUACUCCAGGCUGGUGCUUUAAUCAAUAAAGCAGAUAAAUUUGGUUACACACCUUUACACAUUGCGGCAUUAAAUGAAAGUUCAUCAAUAGUAAUAAUGUUAUUGUCAAAAGGAGCAGAUGUUACUGCUAGAACAAAAGGUGGUAUAUCUGCAUUAAGUUUUAUUGUACGUAGAACACCAGAUGUAUUGCCUCGAUUUAUUUCUCGCUUAGAUCAAGCAAUUUCUUUACAUGAUCAUGAAUUAGGUGAUGUUGAUUGUGAAUUGAAAUUAGAUUUUAGACCAUUGAUAUCAGGUGGUAGAGGAGAAACUGAUUUGAUGCUGUGUCUUGUGGAAGUUGGACAGAGACAUGUAUUAAAACAUCCUUUAUGCGAAAGCUUUCUUUAUUUAAAAUGGUUAAGAAUCCGUAAAUUUUUUUUAUUAAAUUUAAUAUUUCACUCCAUAUUUGUCGCUUUUCUUACUGCAUAUAUAGCAAUUACAUACUUGAGUAAUAUUGAAAAUACUGAAAAAUUUAGAAAAUUAUUUUUUUGGCUAGUAUUAAUAUUUACUGUGACAUUAGCUAGUAAAGAAUUUUUUCAAAUGAUUCAUGGUAUAUACAGUUAUAUUAAAAGAUGGGAAAAUUGGCUUCAAUGGAGUGUUGUAUUAUUAUCAAGUAUUGUAUUAAUUAUUCCAAUACAUGAGUGGCAAUAUCAUGUAGCUGCUUUGGAUAUUUUAUUAAUUUGGAUAGAAUUAAUGACAGUGAUUGGAAGAUUUCCAAUUUUUGGCCUUUAUAUACAAAUGUUUACUCAAGUAUCAAUUAAUUUUUUCAAAUUCCUAGGUGCUUAUAUAUGUCUUAUAAUAGGAUUUUCCUUAGGUUUCAGUGUAUUACAUAAAAAUUAUGAUUCAUUUAACAAUCCAUUAAUUGCUCUGUUAAAAACUAUUGUAAUGAUGUCUGGAGAAUUAGAAUUUGAGGAUAUAUUUUUUAGUUCAAAAUCACCAAUUUUAUACUCUGGCACUGCACACUUAAUGUUCUUAAGUUUUGUCAUUUUAGUAACAGUAAUUUUAGCAAAUUUGAUGAUGGGUCUUGCAGUAUCAGAUAUACAAGAAUUGAGAAGAUGUGCUGGAUUAGAUAGAUUAGUACGUAGAGCAGAAUUAGUAGCACAUUUGGAACAUAUGUUAUUUUCUAAAUUGUUAGAUUAUGCACCAAAUACAAUAAUGAAAGCAUGCAGACAAGGUGCACUUUUGUUACAUCCACCACAUUACUGUACAAUUCAUAUCCGUCCUAAUGAUCCACGAGAAAAACGUUUACCACGAGAAUUAAUGAAAGCUAUCUAUCGUUUAGUAAUUGAAAAAAAAAAUCGAAAUAUGAAAAAAAAAAUGCCUAUAUAUAAUACAUAUAAUAUAGAAAUGGAUAUUCCUAAAUUAAACCGACUUUAUAGUACAACCUCUAGUGACAACAAUCAACAACAAUUAAAUGAAAUAAUAGAUGAAUUACAAAGAUGUUUUUACAAUAUUAGUACACAUUUAGAUAAAUUAAUUAGCAAAGUUGAAAGCAUUGUUAGAGAUUGUAAUAAUUCUAGUACAUAGUAAAUAAUAUUUAAAAUAUUCAUUUAUUAUUAUAUUUUUU
Apis laboriosa (Himalayan honeybee) is the source of this 2947-nucleotide messenger RNA. Its product is annotated as transient receptor potential channel pyrexia. Bases 103 to 2907 code for a protein of 934 amino acids. Lineage: Eukaryota; Metazoa; Arthropoda; Insecta; Hymenoptera; Apidae. The transcript has 6 exons. Gene Ontology annotation, cellular component: membrane. Gene Ontology annotation, molecular function: protein binding; monoatomic ion channel activity. Gene Ontology annotation, biological process: transmembrane transport; monoatomic ion transport. The record is from RefSeq and is a predicted model, not a curated record.